AUGAAGACUUGCUCCCUCGCAGCCCUUGCCGCUUUCGCCGCCUCGGCGCUCGCCGCCCCCCUGGCGGACGACGCGUCCCUCGCCGCAAACCGCGCCAAGCGGACCAUGCCCAGCAGCUACUGCACCAUCGGCGCCAUCAACCAGUGCGCCGACAUUGUCAACCCCUACCUGUCUUCCUGUCCGGACUGCAUCCGCAGCCUGGGCGGCGAGUGCUCGACCUGGAGUUUUGAAUACAUCAACAAUACCUGGUGCUGA
Molecule: messenger RNA, 255 nt
Organism: Ustilaginoidea virens
Lineage: Eukaryota; Fungi; Ascomycota; Sordariomycetes; Hypocreales; Clavicipitaceae
Exons: 2
Coding region: 1-255 (84 amino acids)
Source: RefSeq, a predicted model, not a curated record